Aspergillus candidus is the source of this 884-nucleotide messenger RNA. Its product is annotated as HNH endonuclease. NCBI's taxonomy places the organism in Eukaryota, Fungi, Ascomycota, Eurotiomycetes, Eurotiales, Aspergillaceae. The coding region runs from base 96 to 884 and encodes 262 amino acids. The record is from RefSeq and is a predicted model, not a curated record. The transcript has 2 exons.
CAGCGACCCAUCAUCCAACUUCCUUUCCACACCCGCGAUAACCAUCCAACAUCUCUACCCUGUAUACUCCUCCUGAGAGGAUAAAAAGACCACCAAUGACCACACUCGAUCCCAGCGACUCCAAUUACCAAGUCUUCCGCGAGUGCCUAUCCAGCGCGAUCGUCGAGCGAUCAACCCCGCACCGCCCACAGAAAGCCCCAAAACGACGAGCCCCAAAGACCAAGCGCAACGGACGCAGAGAUGACAGCACACACAAGGACACAGUAGAGACAAAGCCCGCGGGCGCAAGCGCAGGCGCAAACCCAGAAGAACUAGCAGAAUUCAUCGACUUCCUCGCCUCCGAAAUCUUCCCCAACCUCCCAGACUCCCUCAAAACCCUCACCUAUUCCACCCUCCAGCACGACGCCGCCCUGAGCACGCAAUACGAGACCCCUCUCUCCGCCACCACCCGCGACGACCUCACCGCACCGCUCCCCGCAACCGUCUCCGAGACCCUCACCGUCUACGGCCUCGCGCACGACGUGCCCGAUUUCCUCGGAAGAGUCCUCAACGAGUACAUCGAGGGGGCGACGAAGCCGCCGCCCGUGUGGGCGAGCACGCGGACGGACGCGUGCGAAAUCUGCGAGCGUGACUGGAUUCCGCUGUCGUACCACCAUCUGAUUCCGCGGGGCGUGCAUGCCAAGGUGCUGAAGAAGGGAUGGCAUGACGAGUGGAUGCUGAAUAGCGUUGCUUGGUUGUGUCGCGCUUGUCAUAGUUUUGUGCAUCGCAUGGCGGGGAAUGAGGAGCUGGCGCGUGAGUGGUUUACGGUCGAGAGGAUCUUGGAGAGGGAGGAUGUGAGGGCUUGGGCGAGGUGGGUGGGGAGGGUGAGGUGGAAGGCUACCUAG